AUGGCUUUCGACAUGCUGCACCUUACUUCUGGCAGGCUCCAGAAUUCCGACUUUACUACCUUACAUUCACUCUACGGGUCCAGCGUCUCUGGCGCCGAAGCCAUGCCUUCCUUCUCUAUCGUCACUCAGGACACUUCACCCGACACCUCCCGCAUUUCUGCACACUCCAAUAAUUCAUCUACCAAGAAACUUAAGCGCAGGCAUGCCAAGCGCGGGCGCUUUUCCAAAAGGAAGACGGCUACGAGUCUGCUUGAAGAUGCUAGCGCAUGCGACCCUUUGUCUCUGAAUGCUCUUGCUAGCCUUUCCUCGAAGUGGCUCAACCUGUCUUUCCUAGACCGCUCUCCUACCUACACGGACUACUUCGUGAAUUACUGGCGACAUGCACUAGCAAAGGAGCAGGACAUUUUUGUGGAUCAUUUUACUACUGUCAUGGCAGCUGUCCACGAAGAUUUACAGGCUCCCUCAACCAUUCUCUCGACUCAGUCUUCGCCCGUGCAAUGCGACGAAUCAUCCAAAUACAUUCCAUACGAAAUCACCUGUCCCUGGGGCAAUGAGGAGAAAUGUCGCCUAAACGGGAUCAAAUGGGACGAAUGGCGUUGGGAAGACGAUGAAAUUUAUAUUCCAACGGGCAAACAUCAUGACUAUGGAGCUAUUGGCGAGCCACCAAUAUAUCCGCUGCGCAACAUGGGCACCCAUUUCCAGAUCGUGGCACCAAAGCCGAUUCGUGCAUGGAACAACAUAUCCUGGCUGGGUCAUCCACCCGUUGCUGCUGCCGUCUAUGAGACUUCACAGACCCCUCUCAUGAAGAGUAUCUAUCCCUCUACUUUCACGACGCACCACCCGCACGCCGAGUCGACCGACAUCGAUGACUCUACCAGCGCCUCUCCCUCAUCCUACCUAUCUGCUCUUGCUGCCGCUUUUCCACCUGCUGGCAGGCAUAUUCCUCCCGUGCAUGUCGAUGAUUCCCAUCUGACCAUUUAUGAAACAAAACCGAUUUGUGUCGAAAGACAACAAUCGAGGGAUCACAAGCUGUUCCAGUUUUUACGUAUGUCUUAUGAUCAAAAGUCACUGAGCUUGAAAGAUUAG
Molecule: messenger RNA, 1086 nt
Organism: Suillus bovinus
Lineage: Eukaryota; Fungi; Basidiomycota; Agaricomycetes; Boletales; Suillaceae
Exons: 2
Coding region: 1-1086 (361 amino acids)
Source: RefSeq, a predicted model, not a curated record